AUGGGUGAACAAAGCGCACAACUCGAGCGGUACGGGGGCGGGGAAACUUUAGCCGGAAUCCCAACUCGCAAUGAUAUUAUUUCGGAAUGUGAUAAUGGGUUAACUGCUAUACUCCAACAAAAUUUAUCCGAUAAAAAACCUAUACACUUCAUGCCCAAUGAUGUAAGUGAUGCCACUGAAUAUAUAAAUAGGGUAUCUACAUAUAUUCUACGUAUUUACGGCACUUUGAUUAAUGGGCAAAAGGCUAGAGUAGAUAUUACAGGUAUCAAACCUUUCUUCGAUGUUGUCGUCCCAGAUGGAGAACCACUAGCUAUAUUUAAAAAUAGUUUAGUUAAAAUCGUGUCUACAACUCUCAAAGGCAUAUCGAUGCUUUCCCAGUUCGCGGUUACCAUACAGAAAAGAAACCAUACAUUCGUAUAA
Molecule: messenger RNA, 420 nt
Organism: Paraglomus brasilianum
Lineage: Eukaryota; Fungi; Glomeromycota; Glomeromycetes; Paraglomerales; Paraglomeraceae
Source: the annotation of a GenBank genome assembly